Messenger RNA from Drosophila rhopaloa, 8440 nucleotides. RefSeq names its product small subunit processome component 20 homolog. NCBI's taxonomy places the organism in Eukaryota, Metazoa, Arthropoda, Insecta, Diptera, Drosophilidae. Bases 121 to 8316 code for a protein of 2731 amino acids. Gene Ontology annotation, cellular component: nucleolus; 90S preribosome; small-subunit processome. The transcript has 6 exons. The record is from RefSeq and is a predicted model, not a curated record.
UAUGUUUUGCACGUGUUGCAUUUGAAAAACUGGUGUCCGUAAACAAAAGUGUUUUUUCGGCAAAUUAAAUCAGCUAAGCGCAAAUGAAGUGAAUGGUAAUUGAGUGCAAACUAUAACAAAAUGGCAGCGUUAGCGGAAAAGACAAAAGAGACGAACACAUUUCGGUUCAAAUCUUUCGGGGAUCGGGUGAAUGAGAUUGACUUGCGGCACUUGGCCCUCUACCACAUCGGCCACCGGAACGAGGAGCUCGACGAGGAGGAGAAUGCAACCUACUUCCAGCAGACAAUUCAGAAAUGGAACGUGCUCAAUCUCACCGAGGAGUACAACUACUUCAGCAAACGAUGCAGGAAGAUAGUCACCCUGCCGCAGCUGCUGCACCAGAAGGACUUUGUGGUGGACCUGCUGCUAGAGCGCCUGGCCACCGCCACGAAUCUGUCCCAACAGCCGCUGCUGGAGCUGCUGUACGUCCUGGCCAGGGAUCUCCGCGAGGAGUUCUACCCUUACUUCCAACGCGUCCUGGAUCGCCUGAUCUGUCUGCUCAACACCCAGGAUGCCGAGCAGCUGGAGUGGACACUGAUCUGCCUGGCUCACCUGUUCAAGACCCUAAAGCCAUAUUUAAAGCGCAACAUUGGUGUGGUGUUCAAUGCCAUUCUGCCGCUCCUGGAUGAACAGCACUAUGCCGAACAUGUGACCAACUUUGCCGUGGAAUGCUUUGCAUACAUUGCCCGCGAUGUCCGGGAUUUCCCUCGCUUUCUGACCUUUGUGCUGCAGACUGUACUGCGUGAGCAGGUGGAGAGUGUCCAUGGCUGUGGCCGGCUCAUCUACGAAAUUCUACGCGGCGUCAACGGACAGCUGCACAAUUCGGCGGCCGAGAUCUUUGCCCAUGUUUUAGAAGUGCUUGUUAAUAAGGCCUCAGCUCACACAAAAGCGCAGACAGAGCUCUUGGGCGAUAUAGUGGAGUACUCCUUGGGACUUCUGCUGAACUUCCUGCGCUCAGAUCAAAGCAAUGUCCUGUGGCAGAAGCUCUGCUCCGCGGCUAGCACCGAUAGUGCUGAUGUACUGCGGCUAAUCAAUCUAAUGCUGCCCCUGGUCACCCACAAGGAUGGACGCUAUGUCUCCGAGCUUCCGCUGGUGGUUUCCACCCUGCUGAAACUGUUGGAGCGGGAAGUGGAUCCACUACAGCCGUUGACAACCUUGGUCACCAGUCUGCUAAAGGCUCAGCAUACUCAACUCACCCAACUUGAUGCCAGUCGCCUGUUGCAAAAACUUUUAAACAUAAGCCGAAAACACGUUUCGGUAUACGAAGACACCAUUCUGCAGCUACUAGACUAUCCACAAUUUGAGAUUCUUGUGCUACCUAAUGCAAUUGGAUACUACGAAGAUCAGAGACAAACUAGAGCGCUGGAGCUACUGGCUCGUAUUGUUCAGCACAAAAGACCCCUGCAAGUGGAUGGCAAUUCGCUGGCCCAAUGGGAUGCUUAUCCCCUCCAGCUGAAGCAAAAGGAGGCUAUUAAGAUCGUGGAGAAAGAGCUACUGGAGUUGGAUUUAAGCAAGGAGGAUCACCUCCUAUUCCUUAUCCUGGCUCCACACCUGAGGGGAUUCAGCAAGCAGCCUUUGGAGCAAAUAUUGCAAUCACUCAUUCAGAAGUUCCUAAAAGAUGAAGAAAAGGAUUUUACCCAGCUUCUUUUGCUACUUCAAACGCAUGCCUUGCUCAAGUUUAAUCUACCCAAGAAACUGCGAUCUAAAAUAAGCGACUAUUUAAUCCCUGAACUGGGGAAAGACCUCCGAGCCUUGGCCUGCUUGCAACUGGUUCUUCUAGAAACCCCUAAGAACGAGCUUUCCGCCUCGGAGGAAUUACUUUCUGCCAUUUCGAGUCUUCUAAGCCAACCACUGUUGCAAUACAGACGCAUAGCAGCUCACUGCUUGGAUGUGCUAAACUCGUCGAGCAAAAAUAAUCCCUACACAUACUUUUUUGCCGCUGCCUGCAUCGAGCCCACCAUACACAACUAUCGCGAUCUGCUCCUUCAGCUGCAGCAGUUGGAACCGGCGGCUGCUCAGUUCAAGCAGUUCUCGGAGUUGCCACAUUUCAAGGAGCACUCCGUACACCUCUUACUCGGCUUGCUCUACAAUAAUUUCAAGUUUGUGUGGGCGCCGGUCCAACAGCUCCUGGCUGCAUACGCAAAAACUAUGACGGCAGAUGAGUUCUGGAACCCCUUUAAGGCCAAGUUGCUGGAAACUGUCGCCUGCAUAGACUACAAAAAGGAGGUGACAACAUUGCAAGAGCCAUUUCAACGGGACUAUCAAUCGGCAGCGCUUACCAUGCUCCUUCCUUUGGCCGGGGAGCCACAAUUGACUCUUCAACAGGCGCUCAACUACCGUCAACUCCUGUGGCAAAGCCUUCCCAAGUUGGGAACUCUUGCUGAGGUAAAGAAUGCGGAUUUGGUGAGAAUGUUUUUGCAGUUUUUAGAGCAGGAAUAUCGCGCUCAGUUGGAAAAAUCGGAGUAUACUUGGAAUGUAAACGAGGCGACAGCUGCUGAUGUCGAUGCCGAUGAUGAUGAUGAGAAUGAGACUAAGCCCGAACCACGAGGCCGCCAGAAAAGAAGAACACACAACGCCCACACUAAGUUCAUACUUCAAACGCUCCAGCUGAAACUGGCCUGUUUUGUCUCGCAGCCCAAUCCCAAGGCCCUGCAUCGGCAGGCGGAAAUGCACGACUUCUAUUUGGAGCUUCUAGCUGGUCCGAAUUCCCAGUUGCAACAAUUGGCUUUGGACUGCCUCGCGGCCUACAAGCAGCCAACGGCUCUGGUGCAGCAAAAAUCUCAGCUAUCUGGUCUUAUUGAUGAAGAAAAGUUCAAAACCACACUUAGUGGCUUCGAACUGGCCAGCAUUCAGGCACAGCAGAGAUCAGAACUGAUGCCCUUCAUGCUCCGCGUGCUCUAUGGCAAAAUGCUGACCAAGGGUGUCCAAAAGCAACUGAGUGCACAGCUGCGAAAGACGUUGAUCCUUCGAUUUCUGGGUCAACUAGAGGAGUCCGAGAUCAUGGAUUUCCUGCAAAUGGCCUUCGGAAGAUUUACUGCCUACACCGAUAAACCAAUUAAUGAGAUUGCCAAAUACGUUCGAAACUCCUAUGAUCCGUCAGCUGUAAUUGCAGCUAAGCAGUUGCAGAGGAUCGUGAAUUUACUAGAGCUCAUUCGCAAGGAAUUCGCCGGCAGGCUGUCGGCUGAAUUUCAAUGUUACGUUUUGAAAUUACUGCUGCUCGUGGGAAGCGUCGCCCAGGAAGUCAUCAAUGGAGAGGGAAAGCUGGUGGCUGCCUACAAGAAUGUGAAGCACUCGGGCCUGCAGACACUGGUCAACUACUUUGGCCAGCUGGUGGACAUGGAUGAGCUGUGGCAGGAGCCGGAAAUGAAUGCUAUUUGUGAGGUCUACCUCUGGCCUGGUAUCGCUCGCCUUUCGCAGGACUCCAUUCACACGCCCACACCCAUGCUGAAGUUGCUCCUUUUGUGGGGCGGGGAACCCCGCUACCAGAAAUGGUUGAACAGGAGUCCUCUUUCCGAUAAACUUCCAAUAAUGAAUCACUUGGUGGCUCUGCUGCUUAAUGACAAAGCCAAGCCUAAUGUCAAGCGUUCGCUUCUGCAGAUGGUGGAGCAACUCCUGGAAGCGGCUGCCACUGAGGAGUACGGUGCCGAAGCACUGUCUAUUGUGCAUCCCCACAUUCCAGCGAUCCUGCAGCAGUUGCAGAAUAGUUGGCGCCACAAGAAGGCCGGCAGACAGACGCUUGAUAAGCGGGAGCUCAACAUUCUAACCCUUAUUACCUCGCAUGUGGAGGAACCAGCUACUUGCGAGCUGCUGCUGGAGGUAGUCCUGCCCAUAUUCACCAAGCAGGCGGCUUCAGCUGGCCCGGAGACCGUCGUUCAAUUAGUCACCACAUUGUCCAACUUGCUCAAACGUGUCCCGAAACCGCAGGAUUAUGUUCGUCAACUAGCUCCGCUGUUCGAACAGGUUAAUGUACUGCCUGCUAGAAAGUUACUUUGCGAACUCUUGGCGGACAUGGCGAAAAGGCUGCACAAGGAGGCGAAACAGAACUCCGAACUAUCCUCCACUGCCGCAUCUCUGCGGGAGUGGGUAAGGAUUGUGCUGCUUCUUAAUGCCUGGGACAAGAGAUGGCUGGAGCAACCGGACUACGACAAACGUCUGGAGGGUCUUUCGGAACUUAAGCAGUUGGUGGAGAAAAAGGACAAGAAGAUAGACUUGCAACUCGGAGUUCUGGUGGUCUACAACUGCUUUUACAUGUUGCGCCACGAUUCGGAUCUGGGCAUGAGAGUGAACAUAGGGGAACUGCUAAAGCCCUUGCUUCCUUUAAUAACUCUGCAACUAGAGGUAAAAGAGGAUAUACAUUUCUGGCUGGAGGACACAGUGCUGCCUCUAUUACAGCGCUGUAUGAGAGAUGAGAAGCACGAGCAUGCGAGGAGCGAGGCCAUUGGUUUACUGGGCGAACUGGCACGCCAAUGUCCAGCUGCACACGAGGUCUUGAAGGAUCUCUCGCCACUGGCGGACAAACACGACCUGGAGGUGGACUUCUUUGAAAACAUGCUUCACCUGCAGACCCAGCGACACGGUCGUGCCCUACAGCGCCUGGUGAAUAUCUCGGGAGGCAGUUGGAGACAGGCGCCGCCCUGUGCGCGUACCCUCACCCAGUUCCUCCUCCCCCUGGCAACCAGGUAUCUGAUGAGCGAAAAGCACUCCGGAAAACACACGCUGGUGGAUGCCGCCAUCGAGGCGGUGGGAGUGAUGAGUGAACUCCUGCCUUGGACUCAAUACCAAGCAGUUCUCCGCUACUACCUCCAAAAACUAAGACAUGCCCAAGGGCAGCAGAAGCAGUGUGUCCGACUGGUGGUUCGGAUCCUGGAUGCCUUUCACUUUGACUUGACCCAGGCGCAGACGGAUCUCGCUUCGCUCGCCAAACUCAAGCAGAGACUAGCCGAGGAGGUAGAGGCAAAGGAGCCCGCUGAGGAGUCACCGGAAAAUAAGACGGAAGAGGAUGCUGAUGCCGAAGAGAAGCCCUUGAAAAAAGAGGAGGAUCAGUCGGACUUUAUUGACUUCGAGGAAGAAGAGGUGGCCGAACCUGUGGUGGAACAACAGCGCACCCAAUUGCUGGCUCCCAACGCUGCCAAGAAAGUCAUGGCCACCAUCACCACAGUGUUGCUGCCAACCCUGAACCGAUCCAUCACCGAAAAGACCAACUACGACACCAAGCACAAGGUAAACCGGCGACGCCUGAGCUACGAGCGCGAGGAAGAGGAAAUCCAGCGGGUACCCAUUGCCUUGGCUAUGGUGAAGCUGCUGCAGAAGCUUCCUUUGGAAUUAUUGGAAAACAGUCUACCUGGAAUCUUCAUGAAGGUCUGCACUUUCCUACGAUCUCCUCUGAAAUCCGUCCGAAUGCUAACCCGUGACAUUCUCAAGAAGAUUAUGAUCACGUUGGGUGGCAGUUACUUGGGCAUGCUGCUGGAGCAGUUGCAAUCACUCCUCACAAGGGGAUUCCAGGUGCACGUACUCUCUGUGACUCUUCAUGGCGUUUUGGAUGCUCUGAAGGGCGCCCUGCAACCAGACCACAUUGAAAAAUGCCUGCAGAAUCUACUGGAAGUGGCUCUAAAUGAUAUAUUCGGCGAUGUGAGCGCCGAGAAGGAGGUGGAGAAAAUCGUGGCCCACACGCCAGAAGCCAAACCAAGUGCGAAGAGCUAUCUCACACUUCAAAUAGCCGCUAGACAUAUUCGGGAUAAUUGCUUGUUGGACCUGCUCUUGCCCUUCAAAGAGCAUUUGGCCCGAUCCCAUUCUCGCAAAGUCACUCAGAAGAUUCAGGAGUGCUUUGCUAAAAUCGUGGGUGGCUUAGUAGAGAACAGUCACAUCGCAAGGGAGAGUCUCCUGAUCUUCAUAUACGGCACGAUGUCGGAGAGUAUCAGUGACCUUUUGCCGGGCACUAAAAAGCGGCAGCUCACGGAUAAGGAGCAGGCACUGAUGAAAAGAACGCGUCCUGAUUGCCUAAUCCUUCAACCGGCGCCGGGAAGACGCAGUGUGGUCAUCGGAAACAAGCAAGUCAAGUCAAAUGCCCAGGCCAACGCUCACAUUCUGGUCGAAUUCGGUUUGGAGCUCCUUCAUUUCGUUCUGAAACGAAAAAAGUUAACGGAUCUGGACUAUCAGCCCUUCCUGCAUCCCCUACUUCCCCUUCUAAAAGAUUCCUUGAGCAGCAACCACGCCAGAACCACUACCUAUGCCCUAAAGUGCUACACGGCCAUUUGGUUGGGAGAUUACGAGCUCUCCGAACUGAACACUGAGGCACUUCAGCCUGUGGUUGGACGUAUGUUUGAGAUCCUUAAGAAUUUCUCGACUUUUGGAGCCACCCGGCAGGAAGAGAACGCUCAGCUGGUCAGAGCGAGCUUUAAGGCAGUGGUGGCUCUACUGCGGAAGUGCCAGGAUUACCAACUCAGCAACGAGCAAAUAGAGCAGCUUCUGCUGCACAUCGAACAGGAGCUGCAAGAAGGCGAAUGCAGCAGCCAAACCAUGGUGUUCACCCUGCUCAAGGCACUUGUGGGUCGAAAAGUGGACACUCGUUCCUUGCACGAACUGAUGAAACGUUUGGGAGACCUUUCCAUCAUCUCACCCUCGGAUUACGUGCGAGAUGAGUGUCGUGGCAUCCUGCUUACCUAUAUGAUGGAGUAUACGCUGCGUCAGAAGGUGGAGCAGUUGGUCAAGUUCAUGUCGGUUCAGUUGUGCUACAGCCAAACCGCUGGUCGCCAGUCGGCCAUCCAGUUUAUGCACUCCAUCAUCAACAAAUUCCCGCAGCUAAUGUUGGCCAAACAAUCCGAGUUUCUAUACCUUUCCCUGGGCACUCGACUGGUUAACGAUGAGGAUCCCGCGUGUCGGCGCAGUGUGGCCGCUGCUCUGGAAGCUCUGAUCGGACGUCUCACCAAACAGGAAAGGAAGCCCUUGCUGGAUCUCACACUGCUGUUUUUCACCUCACCACAAUCCAGCCAGAAGCCUGGAGUCCGGGAAAUGGCCGCUGCUCUACUCUCGAGAUUUGUUCAGGCAGAGAAGGCUGGUUUUGCAGAAAGAUUGACAUUGGUUCUACCCACUCUGGUGAAUGUUCUGACUUUGGGUGAUGCGGAAGCGGGCGGUAGAUUCGUGCGGGCUCCAGGUAAUCUGGCAUCGGAGGUGGACGAAAAUGAUCUGCAUAAAAAGAAAAGGCGAAAGAAAUCCGAAACUACGCCCGAUGAAGAACUCCUGCUAGCUGGCCAAGACCACGAACUGCGUUUGGAAGAACAACAGCGCAAAGUUGACCAUCAGCUCAUUCAACUGCAGUACUGUCUGCUGAAGAUCUUCGAGCAUUGCGGAGAGUCCUUGCUCAGCAAUCCGGAACUUUCGGAUACGAUUGAUGAACUGGCCUAUGGCUCUCAGCGACAUUUGGGACACGAGCACAACUGGGUGCGCUGCAAUGCAGCCAAACUCCUUACCCACAUCUUGGCUCACUACGAUUACACUUAUGUGGGCCAACAGCUGUCCGGAGUUAAGAGAGAAGAAGACACUGAGCAGAGCCUUUACUUCAUUUAUGCGCAGCCUGCCGAGGAUAUAAAAUCUCUGGUAUUAGAUCUGUGUGCCCAGGUCACGCCGGGCCAAACAGCGCAGGAAAUGGUCGACGAACUGACGAAGAUUCUGUUGUACGUUGGACACAUGCUGAGAGAUGUUCCCUUCAGUCUGAAACAGGAGAAGGAUGCUGAUGAGGGUGAGGAACAAGAGACGGUCAACAAAAUAAAUCUUAACUGGCUGCUGCGAAAUAUACGUUUUCUGAUCAACAAAGAAGUGGCCAAGGCUCCUCACGAUACCAGCAUACGGACUGCUAUGUUCACGCUUAUAGAGGCUCUGUCCACGCUGCUCAGUGUGGAGUCCGUGACCCGAUUGGCGCCGUCGCUCCUCCAGGCCCUGGUUCGCGAAAUGUCCGAGGAGGAUCAGAACGUGGACGCGGAGUUGCGCCAGCAAGCCCUCCGCGUAGGCAGUCGUCUGAGGAAGCGCAUCGGAGCCGAUAUCUACGACAAACUGAGGAAUGCGGUGCAGACCAGGCUGAUGGCUCGCCGUGCCGAGCGCCGCAAGGUUGUGGCCCAGGAGAAGAUCCAUGAUCCGGAACGGGCGGCCAAGCGGAAGGCUGGCGUGCAGGAGCGCAAGAAGGCAGCGAAGCGUCUGAAGGCAGCUGUCAUCCGCGGCAAAGCGCCAGACAUCAAGCAAAAGCUUAAAAAACGCAAACGGAAAGCAGAAAUGGAUGGAUUUUAAUUAGUUAGUCGGUUGUUUUUUUAAACUAAGUUGUUUUCUAAGUAGAACGGAAAUAUACCGGAAAUUGUAGCCUACCUAAGCAAUAUGUGGAAAAUAUACAAGCCGUUAUUGCAAUAAAACUUAA